[Torrubiella] hemipterigena is the source of this 786-nucleotide messenger RNA. The record is from the annotation of a GenBank genome assembly. Lineage: Eukaryota; Fungi; Ascomycota; Sordariomycetes; Hypocreales; Clavicipitaceae.
AUGGAAUACCAUCACACGCCCUUCGCCCUUGUUGUAGGCGACUUGUUAUUCCUCCCAUCGCCCAGCUCUCGCAACGUCGCCUCAUAUCGCGCCUUAUUCAGUAAACUACACGCCGACAUCGACUUCUGCCAGACAGCCUUUGGAGACCACUUCCCACCGCGGACAUGGACCGACGACGAAGUCAAGGAGAUUGGUGACCGUGAUACCAAGCUGCGAUGGCAAGUCCGCGGCAUGGGCGACUUUGCGCUCGCCGACAUCCCGUCCGUCUACAAAUUUCUAGUAGACGACUUGCGGCCUGGGUGGCGCAAGUUGAGCGAGAAUGAGGUAGUGGAUACUUGUGUCGUCGAGGGCGAGGAGCUGGCCAAGCUGGAGGCCAUGGACGAGGGCAAGUUCCUCGAGAACCUCCGCUGGCUGGGCUACGUGUGUGUGCGGGAUGCGACAACAUGCACGGGCGAACCCAUGAAGGGCGAUAACUUGCCGCCGUGGCAGGAGAUGAUUGAGCUGCGGUACGGACUCAGCGCCGAGAGCAGAGGCCGUGGCGUGGUGACGCGCGGCAUGACGGCUGUGAUGUAUUGGGCAGUAAAGGAAAGGGGUGCGAGGAGGUUUAUUGCCGAGUCGAUGAAGCACAAUGAAAAGAGCGGUAAUGUGCUGCGUAGACUUGGCUUGACGGUUUCUGAUACAAAGUAUUGGGAGUACGAUGAGUUGGAGUGGCAGAGCCCGGUGUUUGAGAAUGGCGAGGAGCUACGGAAUCAUAUUGGGCGUUAUUUGUCCUCUACAAAAAGCUAG